Molecule: messenger RNA, 2003 nt
Organism: Zingiber officinale
Lineage: Eukaryota; Viridiplantae; Streptophyta; Magnoliopsida; Zingiberales; Zingiberaceae
Product: pentatricopeptide repeat-containing protein At5g27460-like
Exons: 2
Coding region: 63-1406 (447 amino acids)
Cellular component (GO): mitochondrion
Molecular function (GO): protein binding
Source: RefSeq, a predicted model, not a curated record
GCAGAGAAAUUCCAUGAGCUAAUGCUUCAGAAGGAUUAUGAACUUACGAGCGACUCUUGACAAUGGCAUAUUCAGUAAUUCGAGAAUGCAACAUGAUGCUUUCGCUUAAAAGAAUACUAAACUUUCACACUUCCAAGAUUGCUAUUUUAACAUGGAUGGAGUCCAAUGGUUGUUUCCAAUUAUCACCAUCAGAUCAUGGUGCCAAACUUGACCUAUUAACAAAAGUCUACACCAUAGCUGAAGCUGAGACCUACUUUCAGCAAUUAUCCAGCAGUGCUUCAAAGAGGGCUGCAGCUUUUCCUCUUCUCCAUUAUUAUGUAAAGGCAAAAGACUUGCAAAAAUCAGAAGCCCUGAUGUAUAUGCUGCAGAACUCUGGGUUGGUUGUGGAUCCUCACCCUUUUAAUGAGAUGAUGAAGCUGUACAUGGCCACAGGCCAGAUUCAAUCCGUAAUUAAAGUAAUUCAGUAUAUGAAACGGUCUAAAAUCCCUCUUAAUGUACUUUCAUAUAACCUUUGGAUGAAUGCAUGUGGUAUGUUAUAUGGCAUCAUGUCAGCAGAGAGGAUGCUUAUGGAGAUGACAAAUGACAAGAAUGUUGAGGUUGGUUGGAGCACCUACUGUACUUUGGCAAAUAUAUACACAAAUGCUGGAAAUCACAAGAAGGCACAUGAUGCCCUUGCUCUUGCUGAAGAGAAGCUUUCUACGAGGAAGCGCCUCGGUUAUUAUUUUAUCAUGACAAUUUAUGCUUCUCUGAAUAACAAGGAUGGGAUCCUGAGGAUGUGGCAGACCAGUGAAAAGGUGCCCGGUAGAAUAACUUGCACAGACUACAUGACUGUUAUUCAUUGCUUGGUGAAAGUCGGCGACAUAAAAGCAGCAGAAAAAAUGUUUCAAACUUGGGAAUCACAGUGCAGAAACUAUGAUAUAAGGGUUUCCAAUGUUCUUCUAGGAGCUUACAUGAGGAAUGGAUGGAUGGACAAAGCCGAGUCAUUGCAUCUUCAUACAUUGGAGAAAGGCGGUCGCCCAAAUUACAAGACAUGGGAGAUUCUCAUGGAGGGUUGGGUCAAAACCAAGCAGAUGGAUCGAGCUGUGGAGGCUAUGAAAAAAGGUUUUUCUUUGUUGAAAGGUUGUCAAUGGAGGCCUCCAGUAGCCAUCGUGAUGUCCAUUGCUGAGUAUUUUGAGGAAAAUGGCAAUGUUGAUGAGUCAAAGUGGCUCUUUAAGGUUCUUCGAGGUUUGGGCCUUACAACUUUGCCCUUGUAUAAGUUGUUUCUGAGAACCCAUAUAAGAGCUGGUCAGGUUGUCCCAGAUAUUCUUAGAAUGAUGGGACAAGAUCAGAUAGACUUGGAUGAGGAGAUCCUCUCAUUUAUUGACCGUAUGAGCAGUGUCAAAACUGUCAACGAUGAUUGUAUCUAACAGAAGCAAUAAUUUACUUGAAUCUCCUGAUAGUUGAAGCGAAUCUCCUCAUAGUUGAAGCCCUGUUCAUUGUCGUCAUCAUCACCAAGUCGCAUCCUAUUUGGCACAACUAUUUGGAAUUAGGUACAAGAAUCUUCUUCCUCCAUUGAGUUGUAUGCAGCUGGAAUCUUGUUGGCAAAGAGGGGGAAAAAAAAUGCAAUUAUAGAGGAAACAGAUGAGGCAUCUUGAUAUCGAUUAUAUUUAACAGAAGUGAUGAAUUAGAGUGUCAGAUGAAAUAUCAACUUUUAAAUGUUAGAUUUGAAGGAUUUCUCCAUUGCCAUUAACUUUAGAAAGUUGGGAUAUGGUGACUGAUAAUCCAAGUCAGCAGACUGAGGACUUUAAGCAUAAUUUAUUUAAGAAUGUUUUGCACUUUCAACCAAAAUCUUCGGUUGUCCAUACGACUAUUGGUUUUAUCUAAGAUAUUUCGACAAACAUAUGUUCUCCAGACAACAAUAGUUAGAACUCAAAGAUGGCUCAAACCUUCUCAUUUGAAAACAUAGACUGACUACAAACAGGUCUUGUUGAUGUACUGUAUAAUAUAUAAUGAAGUUUCAUAAA